AUGGCAAAGAGCAGCAAAAGCUCUAAGAAAGGAAAAGGAUCCAAAGGCAAGACCAAAGGCAGUAAAGACGCCGCCAAGAGCAAAUCCAAAGGAAGUGGAAAAAAGGUGGUUGAUGAGACUCCGCCCGUUGAUGUCGCUGUGCAGACCUGCCCCAACAACUUCUGCUAUCUAUGCUGCUUCCAACUUCACGAUGCAGCUGCUAUUCAAUCUCACGUCCUCCUCCUCUCCCACGCAUCCCAAAAUUUUGGUGAUACCGAUCUCAGCCACCUCUGUCGUCUCUGCCAUGAACGAAUUCCCCUAAAAUGGGGUCCCACACACAAAUGCUGCAGUUUAAAGACCUCAUUCAUCAGCCGUAACACGUCAGUUCCCGCUCUUAAAGGAGGGGCACCCUUCCAAUGCCUCUUCUGCCGUGGAAAGCCUUUGAAAUCCCGCAGCGACUUGGUGGUCCAUCUCCUUGCUUUUCACCGACCUGACCGCCCAAGAGGGCAGUGCGGACUUUGUGACUUUCACUUUGAAGAACUGCCUCCAUCACCACCGACUACGAAAAUCCCACCGCCUUCACCGAACGCGGAUUUGGAGACUGUUAAACAAUAUAGAAUGGCCCUUAGAGACGCCGAACUUAGUGAGUUGCUCAAGUUGGAGUCUGCGGAAUUGAAAUUGGGAGAAAUUAAGCUAGAAAAACACUGUGCUACCGACCAUAACCCCGUUUAUCGCAUCGUCUCUCGCGAAGCCGUGCAAGAAUACACGCAUCUACGUGAACCCUACGCCUGCUUUCUUUGCCGCCGGACAUACAAAAACAAUUGGGAUUUCCAUGCCCAUGUGCUCUGUCGUCAUGGCCAGAAAUCGGAGCUGAGAGGACGUCUUCUUACUUGUGCCAUGUGUGGUGAGGCGAGUUCCUCCGAGGAGGGCUUUGACAAACACGUCCACACCAGACACGUCUUUGCUCCACAGUGUUUGGCAGAUUAUUGGACAAAAAAUGAAUUGUUACAGGAAUAUGUUUGCUGUGCUACCACGUGUGCUACAUGUUGGGAGAUCUACGAGGAGGAUUUCGAGCUGCAAGCACAUAUCCUAGUAGCUCAUACUGCACCACGAUUCCUGCAGUGUGGAUGGUGCAAUACGGAUUUUUCUGGUGGAUUCGAGCCUCUGGACGGAUUUCUGAUCUUCCUUAACCAUGAGCAUAAUCAUGCAAGGGGUCUGCAUGCCGCGGCUUUGGAGCUGCACAUGACUGCGAAGGCGAUGUCGCCGGCACUGCCGGAUGAUCUGUCAAAGGAGGCAGUGGAGGCGGCUUUGAGGGCUCUGGGAGGUGGAGGUGGGGACGAGGAGGUGAAGUCGGGGAAAUCGAAGAGCAAGGAUAAGUCAAAAAGCAAGGGCAGCAAGGAUAAAGCGUCCAAAUCAAAGAAAAAUGACUCCUCCAAGGGAGGAAAAAGCAAGGGGAGCAAGAAGAAGAAGAAGUAA
Messenger RNA from Echinococcus granulosus, 1455 nucleotides. RefSeq lists its product as hypothetical. The record is from RefSeq and is a predicted model, not a curated record. Bases 1 to 1455 code for a protein of 484 amino acids. The transcript has a single exon. NCBI's taxonomy places the organism in Eukaryota, Metazoa, Platyhelminthes, Cestoda, Cyclophyllidea, Taeniidae.